CUACUUCCGACACUCGUGAUGCCUGAAAACGUCCAAGCCGCCCCUGAAGUCCCUGCCGCCGCGCAGGAAGAAGAUGUUGUUGAGGUGCUCGCCGAGGCAGGGAAGAAGGUCCGGGUCAAGAGAAGGACUCUGUUGCUUAGUCCCGUCAUCAGGCAGAUGUUAGAGGCGCAGGUGGGAGAGGGAGAUGAUCGCAAGCCCAUCGCUGCCGGUCCGAACAUCGAAAUAAAGGCUUCAGCUGCUGCGAUUAAAUGGCUCUUCGGUCUCAUCGAAGGGAAAUCGUUUACCGAGCUGGGAAUCCCCGAAGCCAAGGACCUUGAGAAACCACCACCUACCAAGCCAAUUCAUGACGCGAGAAACCUGGCCGAUGUCUACGAUAUACCGUUUUUCGAUCCGAUCCUGACCGAAGCGAUGUGGAAGCUCGCCUCGAUGGGAACUUAUUACGCCGUCACCGCCCUCGGAGUCGGCUAUAGCAUGGCGAACCAAUCUCUUUGCCGGUUUGCAGUCAGCAACAUGACAGGGUUAGCCAUCCCUCAUAAACUGUCAUACAGUUCUUUCGAUACUAUGGGCAGUGGAGCAGCUCCUGUCUUCCGGGAUGCUUUCGGUAUCCAAUCGAUAGGCGACCAAAGAGAAGCUCUCAAGGACCAGCGAAUCGAGAUCGAUGCUUCUGCGAAGGGCGUUCGAUGGUUAUUCGGGCUUCUGGAGGGAUCUACGUUGGAGGCGCUCGGGGCUGGUCCGGAACAAUUUCGACGAUCGACGGAUUUCGAUCCGCAGCCGGUACACGAAGCAAGAGCUCUCGCCGACCGAUACGAUAUUCCCUCCUUCGACGGUGUCUUGGUUCAGGCUAUGUUGGAAUUAGCACGCUGGGGUAAAAGGUCCGCCGCGACUGCAUUGGGUAUUGCGUAUGCCAUGCACGACCAGGCGCUCUGCGAGUUCGCUGCAUCGCGUUUGGAGCCUCACGAAGAACGUCCGCACACCUUGAGCCAGAAGUUCGCGAACGCUAUCGGACACGGCGCAUCGGGGGCAUUGGCAAUGGCCUACCUGAACCUUAUCCUCCGCAAACUCGCUUCAAACAAGAUGCCAGGUUCCGGUGAAACUCUUCCUCACGACGAAGACUACAUUGAUGUCCGAGUCGAUUCGGGCGAGACCGUACGAGUUCGUCGAAGGACCCUGCUGCUCAGUCCCGUCAUCAGGGACGCCUUCAGUAUUCAGUCCAAGUCGAAUGUGAAAUCCCUCUCGGCCGGAUCUAAGGCUCAAGAGGAAUCCACUUCGUCCACCGAUGCUCCGAUCGAAUUGGGAGGCAGUGCAGACGCUCUCAACUGGCUGAUUGGCCUCUUGGAAGCGACGCCACUCAAAGAACUCGGGAUGUCAGCGGAAGAUGCUAUUUCCGCUCCACCCUCAAUUCGUCCGUUGCAGGAGGCGAUCGAGCUCGCCGACAAACUCGAUAUUCCCUUCUACAAGAAUCUGGUUCUACAAGCCAUGUACUCCUUAGCCAAACAGGGCAAGUACCAGGCUAUCAGCGCCUACAACAUCGGCUGUGCCUUAGGAGAUAUCGAUCUGGCCCGCUCCGCGGUAGUCGCGAUGGUCGGCUUGCCAACACCUCUCGAAUUUUCCCGUACGGAAUUACAGGACAUGAAUACGGCUACUGUAACCGAGGGCACUGGGAUGGAACUCAAGCCCAGUGGCAUGAAUUGGCCACCCAGAUCAAGUUCGAAGAUCGACCUUGAUCUGGUUCGUUCGCCCGUCUGGGCCGAAGCGGCGCGUCAAGGGGUCAAAUACGGAUAUGAUAGGGAAGGACUGCGCUGCUGUUCAAUUUCCUACUAG
This is a messenger RNA of Filobasidium floriforme, 1821 nucleotides long. RefSeq lists its product as uncharacterized. Bases 19 to 1821 code for a protein of 600 amino acids. NCBI's taxonomy places the organism in Eukaryota, Fungi, Basidiomycota, Tremellomycetes, Filobasidiales, Filobasidiaceae. The record is from RefSeq and is a predicted model, not a curated record. The transcript is spliced from 9 exons.